Messenger RNA from Salvelinus namaycush (lake trout), 759 nucleotides. RefSeq names its product fibroblast growth factor 13-like. Gene Ontology annotation, cellular component: cytoplasm. The record is from RefSeq and is a predicted model, not a curated record. Gene Ontology annotation, molecular function: growth factor activity; fibroblast growth factor receptor binding. Lineage: Eukaryota; Metazoa; Chordata; Actinopteri; Salmoniformes; Salmonidae. Gene Ontology annotation, biological process: positive regulation of gene expression; positive regulation of protein phosphorylation; cell differentiation. The transcript is spliced from 5 exons. Bases 1 to 759 code for a protein of 252 amino acids.
AUGGCCGCUGCGAUCGCCAGCUCCCUCAUUCGGCAAAAGAGGGAGCGGGAGCGGGAGAAGGCGAAUGCCUGCCGCUGCGCAAGCAGUCCGAAUAUUUGCAAAGCAGGGGACAGGGGACCCUGUGAGAAACCGAGCAAGCUGAACGUGUUCUCACGCGUCAAACUCUUUGGCUCUAAGAAACGGAAGAGAAUAAGUCGACCAGAGCCCCAGCUCAAGGGGAUAGUGACGAGGCUGUACAGCCGCACAGGCUUCUGCCUUCAGAUGCAGGCUGAUGGAACCAUCGAUGGAACCAAGGACGAGGACAACAGCUAUGCUGUGUUCAACCUCAUUCCUGUUGGGCUGCGAGUGGUGGCCAUCCAGGGGGUUCAGACCAAGCUCUACCUAGCCAUGAACAACGACGGCUUCCUCUACACUUCGGAACACUUCACCCCAGAGUGUAAGUUCAAGGAGUCAGUGUUUGAGAACUACUACGUGACCUACUCCUCCAUGCUCUACAGACAGCAGCAGUCGGGCAGGGCCUGGUUUCUUGGCCUCAAUAAAGAGGGAGUCAUCAUGAAAGGGAACCAUGUGAAGAAGAAUAAACCAUCAGGCCACUUCAUCCCCAAGCCACUGAAAGUUGCCAUGUACAGGGAACCCUCUCUCCAUGACCUGACCGAGUUCUCCCGCUCCGGCAGCGGUACUCCCACUAAGAGCCGUAGUGCAUCAGCCCUGCUGAAUGGAGGAGGGAAGACACUGAGCCAGAACGAGCAGUCCACAUAG